Pleuronectes platessa (European plaice) is the source of this 1832-nucleotide messenger RNA. RefSeq names its product MBL associated serine protease 2 (gene masp2). The transcript has 6 exons. The record is from RefSeq and is a predicted model, not a curated record. The coding region runs from base 139 to 1035 and encodes 298 amino acids. Gene Ontology annotation, molecular function: serine-type endopeptidase activity; calcium ion binding. NCBI's taxonomy places the organism in Eukaryota, Metazoa, Chordata, Actinopteri, Pleuronectiformes, Pleuronectidae.
AGAAUGAUGACAAACUGAUCAUGUGCCUGUCUCACUUUGUUUACCUAAAUGUCAGCCAGCCAGGACAGCUGGGUUCAUUUACCCUCGGACCUGAGCCAGUGAGGUUGUUCCAAAACAUCUGGGGACCGUAAAGCCAACAUGACCAGUGGGCGUUGUGUGUUUGUCCUGUUCUCCCUCCUGCGUGUGUCGCUGAGUGUGGAACUGUCAGGGCUGUAUGGAAGCUUCACCUCCCCCAACUUCCCCCAGCCAUACCCUGACAACCAGCGCACAGCGUGGAACAUCAGCGUCCCAGACGGUCACAGGGUCAAAGUCUACUUCACCCACUUCAGCGUGGAACCCUCCCACCGGUGUGAAUACGACUACAUCCAGGUUUUGGUGGAGGGGAAAGAAACCUUGCGGUUCUGUGGUGAGGAGGAGAAGAACUACGAAAGCGCUCCGAGGAACACCGUCAUCCUGUCAGCCGGAAACCUCAUGUCAGUGGUCUUUAGGAGCGACUACUCUAACGAGGGCCGAUUCACCGGCUUCCGAGCGUUUUACGCUGCAGAAGAUAUCAAUGAAUGUCUGUCCAAGAUUGAAGAGGAGAAAGCUUGUGACCAUUUGUGCCAUAAUUACAUCGGUGGGUAUUACUGCACCUGCAGGCAGGGAUACCUUCUACACGACAACAAAAGAACCUGCACAGUGCCAUGCCACAGCCAGGUGUUGACCUCACCAUCGGGGGUCCUGACCAGUCCCGGCUACCCGGACCCUUACCCUCCCAUGAUUCAAUGUGACCACACCAUCCGCCUGCCAGAGGGCUACAGGAUAAUCCUGGACUUCCUGGAACCCUUUGACGUAGAGGGACACCCAGAUGUCCCCUGUCCGUAUGAUAUGUUGAAGAUUGCGACAGCUGGACAGGAGUACGGACCUUUCUGUGGAUCAACCGCACCAGCCCGCAUUGACACAGGAAGUUACCAAGUGCAUGUUGGGUUCAGAUCCGAUACUGGUGGCAAAAACAAGGGGUGGAAGAUCAAGUACACGAGCAGGCUGAAUGCCUGACUUUAACUUACGACUGAAGGCUUACACACGUUAAACACAACCUGAACAUUUAUGGUUACUUCACACAACCAUAAUUUAGGUGAUGAAGUUUGGAUAUUGUGUUCAGGCUAGCAGACGUAUUAUCUUAAAGGAGAUAUAUUUGCUCAUAUUUCAGUUCAAAAUUCUUAUUUGUUCAUAUUUAAAAAAGGUUUACAUACUCGUUUUUUUUUUUUUGCCUCUGUUUGAAAUGCUUUGUUUUGUGGAUGGUCACACAUACAUGAAAACAAGCGAAAGAUAAUCACAUGUUCAGAAAAGUUGAUCUCUGUGGAUUUGCUUCACCCCAGGAAGCGAAUGUUUUAUUCCCCCCCCCCCCUCGCUACCACAGAAUAAGUGCAUGUGACCGUGCACUUAAGCUCCUGUCUAUCCUUAAGGCUCGUGUGGGAAAUGUCUGUCUCUUGCCGCGUGCGUCUCUUGCAACGGGGCGUGUCGGACUAGCCACUUGAUGUAGGUACAUUAUGCUCACAAGCACAAUCCUUUGCAAUUCGGCUAAAUACACAAGAUAAAAAUAUAUAACACACUAGAGGAAAGAGAAAAACUGAAUAAAGAAUAAUAUACUGUAUCUCCUUUUAAUGCUUCUUUAAUAUCACAUCGUGAACUAGGCACAACAAAGACCUGCCAAAUUUCAAGCUAUUUCAUUGCGUGUAUUCAAUUUAUAUAAUUUUGAUCAACAAUCAUUUUUAACCCCUUUUAUGUUGUUGUUUUUUUUUGUGCUUAUUUUUAAAUUUUUCUACUGCAAAUAAACCAAGGCUAUGAACAAA